CCAGGCUCAUCUCAUGAGUGGCUAUCCUCCCUGAGAUGUCUGCCCAGCUUGUCCUCGACACACAAGCUGGCACCAAAGAAGAAAGACGAACGGUUUUGCUCGACCAUCGAAGGGCACUGUAAGCGAGAAGCAUAGAUGGAUGUCCAUAGGGUCCCAACCCACGUCAAGACCAGAAGUCGACUUCCAGUGGAACGCACCCAGCUUCAUGGCGAGUCUGGCUACAACCAAAGUCGGAUGCCCGCAAAACCGGCUGAUUUUCCUCAACAUGCUUUUGCUAGAAACCGCUGCUGCCGGUCUGCAGGAUCGCCUGGAUGGCUAUGCCAACGACUCUCCGAUGAACUACAUCCCUGGACGCACCGACAUAAAUACUCUUACAGAGACCGUAACAACGACCCUGGUUGUUCAAGCACAGGAUAUCUCACUCUUCCAAGCAGGUUUCGGCAGCACAGGCCAAUGGACAAAGAUGCCCGCCAUCCACCCCCUCAUGUCAUCGCUUUCGAACAACCUUGCCGGCGCUGCACAUUCCGCCCCGCCUGGCAUCCCGGCAACAAACGCUACACACGACACCCUCACGGCCGCGAGCCCCGCCAUGGAAGCCCUCGCGCGCUCCGCGGCAGCAGCAUCGGGCGGCGACAUUCUGAACGACGCUGCCCCGAAUAACAACGACAUAGCGACCGGUGCCGCCGCCGCCGCCACGGCCACUGCGACACCGACUUGCAUUCCCUCUGAUCCCGGUGACGUCUCUUGCGCCACUGAUGGCGUGACCAAGGGCACAUGGGUCGGCGGGGGCGCCCUGGCCAUAUGCCUGCUCGCCAUGCUCGGGGUUGCGCUGUAUGACUUGUCCUACAGGGCGAGGCGCUGGAGCUUCCCGCCAGAGUGGUACAAGAACAUGCGAGCUGAACGGCGCGCGGCCAAAGAGCGCCGACUGAAGAAGUUGCGGGAGGCGAAUGGGGAAGCUGGACAGGAGGUGCAAGAGGACAUGGUUGUGGUAGUAGUGGUUGAUGAGAAGGUGGUGGAGGAGCAGGACAGCCAGCACCAGCACCAGCAGCUGGAGCUGCGGCAGACGACUUCCAGUUCUGCCUAUUCGUCAUCGACGGCAACAGAGGACUUGGCGGCUUUCUCCCGCGGGGAGUAUCCAUAUCCGAGCGUCUACGAAGAUUACGAGACGGAGGACGAUGACGCUGCCAGCUCUUCGGGGAGCGAGGUGCAUCGACGGACUGGUGAGGCAGGGCAUCGCUGGGGAUUGUACUGCGCGCAAUGCGGUGGCGGCGAGGACUGUUCGUGCUGAGGCAAAGGUCGAUUUUCGCAUUCUAGAUCUGGGUGGAAUCAAUAGUAGCGGUGGAUUCUCUUGAGGUGGCCUCGCGUGUACUGCGAGAUACUAUGUAUCGGCUCAUUGCAAUACUCUCAGUUGUCCUGUGCAAACGCG
Microdochium trichocladiopsis is the source of this 1426-nucleotide messenger RNA. RefSeq lists its product as uncharacterized. The record is from RefSeq and is a predicted model, not a curated record. Lineage: Eukaryota; Fungi; Ascomycota; Sordariomycetes; Xylariales; Microdochiaceae. The transcript has a single exon. Bases 140 to 1288 code for a protein of 382 amino acids.